AUGUACAUCAAGGCGCUGACGGUCCACGGGUUCAAGUCGUUCCGCGACGCGACCGUCGUCGAUUCGCUUAGCCCGAAGCUCAAUGUGGUCGUCGGGCGCAACGGCAGCGGAAAAAGCAAUUUUUUCGCGGCGAUCCGCUUCGUGCUCAGCGACGCGUACACGUCGCUGAGCCGUGAGGAGCGCCAGGCGCUGCUGUACGACGCGAGCGGAGCGACCUCUGCUACGCUCUCGGCCUAUGUAGAGAUUGUCUUUGACAAUGCCGACGGGCGCUUUCCGUUGAAUGGCGACGAGGUCGUGCUGCGCCGCACCGUGUCCCUCGCCAAGGACGAGUAUUUGAUCGACAAGAAGAGCGCGAGCAAGACCGAGGUGAUGAACCUGCUCGAGAGCGCGGGCUUUUCGCGCAGCAACCCAUACUACAUCGUGCCGCAAGGGCGCAUUACUCACCUCACAAACGCGACCGACGCCGAGCGCCUCGCGCUCCUCAAAGAGGUCGCCGGGACGCGCGUCUACGAGCAGCGCCGAGGCGACAGCAUGGAUAUCCUGCGCGCGACCGAUGCGCGCUACAACGGCACCGCCGAGCUCCUCUCUGAGAUCGAGGCGCGCAUCACCGAGCUCAGCAAGGAGCAGGGCGAGCUGCACAAGUUCCACAAACGCGACCGCGAGCGCCGCUGCCUCGAGUAUACCAUCUACCAGCGCGAGCUCGCGGACCUCGCCGAGGUGCUCGAGACGCUCGAAGGCGACCGCCGCCGCGAGCUCGACCAGUCAAACACGACGCGCGCCGAGCACGCCAAGGAAGACGCCGCGGCGCAGCAGCGCGAAGACGAGCUCGUGGAGCUGCGCGUGGAGCUCGAACAGCUCGCCCUCGACCAAACGCAGCUCGAGCAGGAGCGCCGCGCGCUCUCGCGCUCGCAGGCGGCCCUCGACUCGUCGCUCGAGGAAAAGGAGUCGGAAAGCGGGCGCCGCGAAGCGCUCGAGAGCCAGCUGCACCAGGUCGCGGCGGCGAUCCGCGAAAAGGAGGCGACGCUCCUCCAGCACAAUGCCAAGCAGUCCACGACGCUCGCGGACGUCGAGCGUGCACAGAGCGCACUCGAGCAGGCACGUACACGCAUCGCGGCGCUCUACGCGAAGCAAGGGCGCAGCGCCGAGUUUGCAUCGCAGGCCGAGCGCGACGCUGCGCUUACCGCCGAGCUCGAGGGGCUGCACCGCGCCGCCGAGGCCGCCGAGGCCCAGGCCGCCGAGACGGCCACUGCGCGCGAGAGCGAAGACGCGCAGAUCGCGUCGCUCGCCGCGCAGCGUGCGUCGCUCGAAGAGGCGCUCGCUUCGCGCGGCGACACGCUCGCGACGCUCACCGCCGAGUGGCACGCGCGCAAAUCGGAGCGCGACGCGCUCCUCGAAGAAAAGAAGGAGUUGUGGAAGAACGAGACAAAGCUCACGGCGACCCUCGCACAUGCCCACGACCAGUACAGUGCUGCGCAGCGUGGCCUCGCCGCGACGGUCGACCGCGCGACCGCUGCCGGGAUUCAGAGCGUCGAGGCGAUCGCCGAGCGCGAGGAGCUCACCGGCGUCUACGGCCCGCUGUACCAGCUCUUUAGCGUCGACGACCGCUACAAGGCUGCGGUUGAGGCGACGGCCGGCGCAGCGCUCUUUCACGUCGUCGUCGACACGGACGCCACGGCGAGCCGCCUCCUGGACGCGCUGCAGGCCGAAAAGAGCGGGCGUGUGACGUUUAUGCCGCUCAAUCGCCUGCACGCGAACGACGUGCCGUAUCCGCAGGCCUCGGACGCGGUCGUGAUGCUGCGCAAGCUGGCGUUUGAGCCGGCGAUCCUGCCCGCGAUGAAGCAGGUGUUUGGCAAGACGAUCAUCUGUCCCCGCCUCGAGAUUGCCGCGGCGUACGUCCGCGGCUCGCACGGCGCGCUGAACGCCAUUACGCUCGACGGCGACCAGGUCAACCGCCGCGGCACACUCGCCGGCGGCUACCACGACCCCCGCCGCUCGCGCCUCGACGCGGUCAAGGCGGUGCAGCGCUGGCAGGGCGAGGUCGCGGCCGGCCAGCGCCUCUUGCACGAGACCCAAGCGCGGCUCUCGUCGCUCGAGCAGCAGAUCACUGCGCUCUACUCGCAGAUGUACGCUGCCGAACAGAAGCGCGCGCAGCUCCAGGAGCAGCGCACGCCCGAGCUCGACGAGCUCGUGUACGUCCGCCGUGCAGAGGCCGACGCGGAAGCGCGCCGCAGCCGCCUCGAGCGCCUCGCCGCCGAGCACGCGAUCGCCGCCGAGGCGACCGCCACGCGCCGCGCCGCGCUCCAGGCCGAGAUCGGCACGCCGCUCACCGACCACCUCUCUCCCGCGGAGCACGCGGAGCUCGCCCGGCAGGUCGCGGCGGAGAACGCAGCGCAGGGCCAGCUGGCGGACGCGACGCGCGCCGCGGUCCUCCUCGCAGAGACCACGUCGGCGCUUUCGACAGAGCUCGACGAGGGCCUGCGGCGGACGCACGGCGCGCUCGCCGCGCAGCUUGAGCGCCUCGAUGCGCCGCUGGCGGACAUGGAUGGCGACCGCCUCGCCGAGGCGCUCGCGACGAAUGCGCAGCGCAUCGACGGGGCGCAGCAGCGGUACGAUGCGAUCGCCAGCCAGGUGCAUGCGCUCGAGGCGGCGCUCGAGGCGGCGCAUGGCAAGCAGGCCGAGCACGGCGCCGACGUCGCGCGGCAGCAGCAGAUCACGGAGCGCUUUGCGGCCAAGCGCCAGCGCCUGCUCGAGCAGCGCGAGCGCUGCCAGCAGCAGAUCCGUGACCUCGGCGUGCUGCCCGAAGACGCCUUUCGCAAGUACGCGACGAUGCCUGCGGACAAGCUCGUGCAGCAGCUGCAAGGCGCACGAGCUGCGCUGGCGCAGAUGGCCCACGUCAACAAGCGCGCGGUCGAGCAGUAUAACAGUUUUACCAAGCAGCGCGACACGCUCCUGCAGCGCCACGCGGACCUCGAGGCGAGCAACACGUCGAUCCACGAGCUGGUGCAGGUGCUCGACGCACGCAAGGAUGCGGCGCUGCGCGAUACGUUUGCGCAGGUCAGCGAGCACUUUGCGAGCGUCUUUGCGGAGCUUGUGCCGGGCGGCUCGGGCAAGCUCGUCCUCGAGCGCGAUGCAAACGACGCGCCGGCGGGCGUGAGCAUCCACGUCGCGUUCAGCGCGUCGCAGCGCACGCAGCAGCUGCACCAGCUGUCGGGUGGCCAAAAGUCGCUCGUCGCCCUCACGACCGUCUUUGCGAUCCAAAAGAGUGACCCUGCGCCGUUCUACCUGUUUGACGAGAUCGACGCAAACCUCGAUACACAGUACCGCACGGCCGUCGCGCGUAUGGUACACGAUCUCGCAGGGGACGCGCAGUUUAUUGUGACGACCUUCCGGCCAGAGCUCGUGGAGCGGGCCGACAAGUACUAUGGUGUGCUAUUUGGCGCGCAGAAAGUGAGCACGAUUGUGCCCAUCCAGCGUGCAGAGGCAAGGGAGUUUGUCGAGGCGGUCGAAGGAGGUGCGCGGUAG
Messenger RNA from Malassezia japonica, 3522 nucleotides. It is a transcript of the gene SMC3, whose product is annotated as Structural maintenance of chromosomes protein 3. The record is from RefSeq and is a predicted model, not a curated record. Gene Ontology annotation, molecular function: cohesin loader activity; double-stranded DNA binding; protein binding. Gene Ontology annotation, cellular component: mitotic cohesin complex; chromosome. The transcript has a single exon. The coding region runs from base 1 to 3522 and encodes 1173 amino acids. Gene Ontology annotation, biological process: mitotic sister chromatid cohesion. Lineage: Eukaryota; Fungi; Basidiomycota; Malasseziomycetes; Malasseziales; Malasseziaceae.